AUGUCGGGCUGCAAAGGUGGCAAAAAGAAGCCCCUGAAACAGCCCAGGAAGCAGGCCAAGGAGAUGGACAAGGAAGAUGAGGUUUUCGAGCAGAAAGGAAAAGAGGAGCAGAAGAAACCCGAGGAGCUAAAAGCCAACACCACGGGCAAGGGACCCCUGGCCACAGGUGGAAUUAAGAAAUCUGGCAAAAGUAAACUGUUCCUCAUAUCUGAGAUGAUGGUGACCCUCUUCCAUUCCUAUUUAAAUAUCUGGAUUCCCUGCCAUAACAUCUUUGCCACCUGCAGCUAG
Molecule: messenger RNA, 288 nt
Organism: Peromyscus eremicus (cactus mouse)
Lineage: Eukaryota; Metazoa; Chordata; Mammalia; Rodentia; Cricetidae
Product: translation machinery-associated protein 7-like
Exons: 1
Coding region: 1-288 (95 amino acids)
Source: RefSeq, a predicted model, not a curated record